GUGUGUGUGUGUGUGUAGGAAGAGGCAUUCGCUCUCUUAGACCUUGCUUCUUUCUGUGGUUCGGUUUCUAUAGAGACACUUCCUGUGGCAGAGAAAAGAGGUAGUGAGCUGGUGUUUCAGGAUGUGAGGGCCCACAGGAGCAGAGCCGGGCUCUCUCUGUUGCCUGCCUGCUGCUGUGCAAGCUCUGGCCGGGGCUGCCCGCGGUCCCCAUGGUGGGCGCUCCUUGCAGCAGGGACCCGUGAACAGCGGCGGCAUGCCGGGGAAGCCCAAGCACCUGGGUGUCCCCAACGGGCGCAUGGUUCUGGCUGUCUCAGAUGGAGAGCUGAGCAGCACGGCAGGGCCUCAGGGCCAGGGCGAGGGCCGAGGAAGCUCCCUCAGUAUCCACAGCCUCCCUAGUGGCCCCAGCAGCCCCUUCUCCACCGAGGAGCAGCCUGUGGCCAGCUGGGGUCUGUCCUUCGAGCGGCUGCUGCAGGACCCGCUGGGGCUGGCUUAUUUCACUGAGUUUCUGAAGAAGGAGUUCAGCGCUGAGAAUGUAACUUUCUGGAAGGCCUGCGAGCGCUUUCAGCAGAUCCCGGCCAGCGACACCCAGCAGCUUGCUCAGGAAGCCCGCCAUAUCUACCAGGAAUUCCUGUCCAGCCAGGCGCUGAGCCCGGUGAACAUCGACCGGCAGGCCUGGCUAGGCGAAGAGGUGCUGGCACAACCCCGACCGGACAUGUUCCGCGCGCAGCAGCUCCAGAUCUUCAACUUGAUGAAGUUCGACAGCUAUGCGCGCUUCGUCAAGUCCCCGCUAUACCGCGAGUGUCUCCUGGCGGAGGCCGAGGGACGCCCCCUGCGGGAACCUGGCUCCUCCAGCCCGGGCAGCCCUGACUCCACGAGGAAGAAGCCGAAGCUGAAGCCCGGGAAGUCGCUGCCGCUGGGCGUGGAGGAGUUGGGGCAGCUUCCGUCUGCUGAGGGCUCCGGGGGCCGCCCGCUCCGCAAGUCUUUCCGCAGGGAACUGGGAGCCGGGGCCCCAAACUCGGCCUUGCGCAGAGAGUCCCAGGGCUCCCUCAACUCGUCCGCCAGUCUGGACCUCGGCUUCCUGGCCUUUGUCAACAGCAAAUCUGAGAGCCACCGGAAGAGCCUUGGGAGCACAGAAGGUGAGAGCGAAAGCCGGCCAGGGAAGUAUUGCUGUGUGUACUUGCCCGAUGGCACAGCCUCCUUGGCCCUGGCGCGAUCUGGCCUCACCAUCCGGGCCAUGCUGGCAGGCAUCUGUGAGAAACGAGGCCUCUCUCUACCCGACAUCAAGGUCUACCUGGUCGGCAAUGAGCAGAAGGCCCUGGUCCUGGAUCAGGACUGCACCGUGCUGGCGGACCAGGAAGUGCGGCUGGAGAACAGGAUCACCUUCGACGCGAGGGUCCCGUGCAGGGUCGAGUUGGUGGCUCUGGAGCGCGUGGUGCGGAUCUCCGCCAAGCCCACCAAGCGGCUGCAGGAGGCGCUGCAGCCCAUUCUGGCGAAGCAUGGCCUGAGCCCGCAACAGGUGGCGCUGUAC
Molecule: messenger RNA, 1528 nt
Organism: Leptonychotes weddellii (Weddell seal)
Lineage: Eukaryota; Metazoa; Chordata; Mammalia; Carnivora; Phocidae
Source: RefSeq, a predicted model, not a curated record